Molecule: messenger RNA, 1540 nt
Organism: Zonotrichia leucophrys gambelii
Lineage: Eukaryota; Metazoa; Chordata; Aves; Passeriformes; Passerellidae
Gene: RAD23A
Product: RAD23 homolog A, nucleotide excision repair protein
Exons: 9
Coding region: 88-1215 (375 amino acids)
Biological process (GO): proteasome-mediated ubiquitin-dependent protein catabolic process; nucleotide-excision repair
Cellular component (GO): cytosol; nucleoplasm
Molecular function (GO): polyubiquitin modification-dependent protein binding; damaged DNA binding; ubiquitin binding
Source: RefSeq, a predicted model, not a curated record
GCGCGCGCGCGGGCGGGCGCCGUGACGCACUUCCGGCGCCGCGGCGGAAGCGGCGGGGCCGCCUAAGAUGGCGGCGGCGUGAGUUGCAUGUUGUGGGGCCGCCGCGAGGAGCCGCCGCCGCCCCGUCCCCGUCCCGCCAUGGCGGUGACCGUGACGCUGAAGACGCUGCAGCAGCAAACCUUCAAGAUCCGCAUGGAGCCGCACGAGACGGUGCGGGCUCUGAAGGAGAAGAUCGAGGCCGAGAAGGGCAGCGAGGCCUUUCCCGUGGCCGGGCAGAAGCUGAUCUACGCCGGCAAGAUCCUGAGCGACGACGUGCCCAUCCGCGAGUACCGCAUCGACGAGAAGAACUUCGUGGUGGUCAUGGUCACCAAGGCCAAGUCUGCGCUGGGCUCGGCCCCCCCCGAGGCCGGGGCCCCCUCGGAGCCCCCCCCCGCAGCCCCCCCGGGGCCCCCCCCGGCCGCCGACGCCGCCCCUCCCCCCCCGGCCGCGCCCAGCGAGGAGCCCCCGGCCCAGGACCCCCCCCCUGCGCUGACCCUGCCUGAGCCCGCGGCGGGCUCCGUUCCCCCCUCGGGCAGCUCCGGGCGCUCGGCCGACGCCGCCUCCACCCUCGUGACGGGCUCCGAAUACGAGACGAUGCUCUCCGAGAUCGUGUCCAUGGGCUACGAGCGGGAGCGCGUGGUGGCCGCGCUCAGGGCCAGCUACAACAACCCCCACCGGGCCGUGGAGUACCUGCUGACGGGCAUCCCCGGCAGCCCCGAGCCCGAGCGGCCCCCGGUGCAGGAGAGCCGGCCCCCGGAGCAGCCCCCGCCCGAAGGCGAGAACCCGCUGGAGUUCCUGCGGGAGCAGCCGCAGUUCCAGAACAUGCGCCAGGUGAUCCAGCAGAACCCGGCCCUGCUGCCCGCCCUGCUGCAGCAGCUGGGCCAGGAGAACCCCCAGCUGCUCCAGCAAAUCAGCCAGCACCAGGAGCAGUUCAUCCAGAUGCUCAACGAGCCCCUGGGCGAGCUGGGCGAGCUCGAGGGGGAGGUGGGCGCCAUCGGGGACGAGUCCCCCCAGAUGAACUACAUCCAGGUGACCCCGCAGGAGAAAGAAGCCAUAGAGAGGCUGAAGGCGCUGGGCUUUCCCGAGAGCCUGGUGAUCCAGGCCUACUUCGCCUGCGAGAAGAACGAGAACCUGGCGGCCAAUUUCCUGCUCAGCCAGAACUUCGACGACGACUGAGGGACCCCCGGCCCUCCCCCCUGCCCUGGGGGGCUCCUCCUGCCCCGGGGGGGUCCCCAGGCCGCGAGGGGGGGUUGGGAUGGAAUCCAGCCUGGAGGGGGGGAUGGGGACACCCCCAGCCCUGCCCCCACCCCGGGAGCAGGGGGAUCCCCUCCCUGCUCUGGGGGGGGGUCUCAGCACCCCCGCUUUGUCCUGGCCCCCCCCCUCCCCAAAAUCCGACCCCCCCUCCCUGUCAGGCCCCGGGGAAGGGAGGGUGGGGGGGGGGCGGCGCCGCGGAACAACCAAAACUGGCGGCAAAGAGAUUAAAUGCAGAGUUUUAAACCCA